AUGACAUUUUCGAGCACGAUCACGUGUCUAUCCUGCUUCAUCACACUGAUCGUGACUCAAGUGGUGACGGCUUGGUCUGGGUCCGUAACUUUCUAUUACAACCGCUGGCACGACAAAGCGGGCGGGACCUACACGUACCAUAUCGACGACUCGCAGCAGUGUAUCAACCUCAGCUGCUUCAAUGACCGCGCAACGUCACCCGACUGGAGUGACAUUGUCAAGUGGGGGGCCUUUGAUGGGAAGUCUCGAAUCGCCUUCUACACCGGAAAGGACUGCACUGGCACCGUUUCAGAUUGGGACAUCAAGCACCCGAACGGGUACCCCGGCAACUUCUUUCUGGACGGAAUCGAUAAGCAAAUAUCGUCGUUCAUGAUCUGGCAGUUCGACAAAAAAGCGAAAUCGACCUCGCUGCCGUGUCCAUGGGACUUCGAGUGCUGCUUGUGA
Phytophthora infestans T30-4 is the source of this 444-nucleotide messenger RNA. RefSeq lists its product as uncharacterized. Bases 1 to 444 code for a protein of 147 amino acids. The record is from RefSeq and is a predicted model, not a curated record. Lineage: Eukaryota; Oomycota; Peronosporomycetes; Peronosporales; Peronosporaceae. The transcript has a single exon.